Vicia villosa (hairy vetch) is the source of this 729-nucleotide messenger RNA. RefSeq names its product glutathione S-transferase T3-like. Bases 1 to 729 code for a protein of 242 amino acids. The record is from RefSeq and is a predicted model, not a curated record. The transcript is spliced from 2 exons. Lineage: Eukaryota; Viridiplantae; Streptophyta; Magnoliopsida; Fabales; Fabaceae.
AUGGAUCCUAAUCAUUUUCAUUAUCAACAAGCUAUGUUCAAUUUCAUGCAGAAUUAUCAAAAUCCUAAUCCUCAAAAUUCUCAAAUUCCACCGAUGCCACCAUUUUCUACCCAAGUUCCACCAUUUUCUACUCAACCAUUUUCUACUCAAAUUCCACCAUUUUCUACCCAAGUUCCACCAUUUUCUACUCAACCAUUUUCUACUCAAGUUCCACCAUUUUCUACUCAAGAUCCAAUUGUGGGAGUUGAUCAAAAGGCUGAGAGUUUUUGGGUAAGAGUCGCUGCCAAUUAUAACGAGUAUCGUGGGCAAUCGCGGGAAAAGUUAAAGGGACAAUUAAAAUUUCGAUGGCAUCGAAUAAAUAGCUUGGUUCAAAAAUUUGUUGGGUGUUACAAACAAGCUGUUAAUGGAAAAAAAAGUGGGACAUCGGAGAACGAUGUCAUGGCCGCUACAAAUGCAUUUUUUGCUCAGGAUCAAGGUACAACAUUCAAUCUUGAGUAUGCAUGGCGAUUGUUAAAAGAUGAACCUAAAUGGAUGGGAGAAUCGAUUGGAAGUUCUUCAAAAAUAACAAAGACUUAUGCUAGUGAGGCAUCAUCGGAGAAUCCAAAUACACCUUCAAGUUAUGAGUUUAACUCAUCAUCACCAAUGGAGCGUCCAAUGGGACAAAAAGCAGCAAAAAGGAAAGGUAAGGCAAAGGAAAUUCCAAAUGCAACGCAAGAUGUAAGGAAUUAA